Drosophila eugracilis is the source of this 3704-nucleotide messenger RNA. RefSeq lists its product as uncharacterized. The coding region runs from base 1929 to 3704 and encodes 591 amino acids. The record is from RefSeq and is a predicted model, not a curated record. The transcript is spliced from 2 exons. NCBI's taxonomy places the organism in Eukaryota, Metazoa, Arthropoda, Insecta, Diptera, Drosophilidae.
GAGUUAUGGCUUUUACGAUUACCAGCAAUCAUAAAAAGUUUUCUCUUAGGUUCCAUGAUAUUUUUUCUAAGAAAAGUAAUUAAAAUGUUUGAAGUUUGAAUAAAAUUGAUUUUAAGAACUGUUUGGUAUUUAAGUUUAACAGAUAUAUGCAAUAUAUUUUCUACAAUCAUUUUAAAGUUUCGAAAAAUCCAUUUAAGUGAUGAAAACAUACUUCUAAAUAACCUCCAACUGUCGCCAUGUUCUCCAAACUGGGUUAAGUGAAGUUUCUGCAUUGCAAAAGAUUACUAUAUAAGAAUGUGCCUGGGCACUUAUGAACUUUGGGGCUCUUCUCGCUAAAUUGACAUCGCAUACGCAACCCAGGCCAGCCAAUUAAAGACUCUACGUGACCUCCACUCAAAAAAAAAAAAAGAAAAAUGAGAAACAAAACUAAAGAUAAAGGCCGAGUAACCAGCCCUGCCAUGUUGAGCUUUCCACGCUGCCACUCUUUUUGUGUGCGAGAUACGCGGUAUGUGCAGCUAAUUGACCAGCCCCAGACGAUGAUGCACUUCAUCAAAAAAAUCCAAAAAAAAAAUAUGCCAAAAAAGCAGAAGCAGCAACCCGAAAUGACAAAAAACCCAAAAAAAGAGCGAGCGAGUGAGUGAGACUUACUCAAGUGGCGGGGCAUUACGUCAACGUCAACUCAAUUUGGCGGACAACAGCAGCAUGGGGCAGAGAGUCUACACAUGGGAAUCCAGAGGAUGGAGAUCGGGGACUUGGAGGAGCCAGACUACGGGUCAAGUGCUGACGCAUCAGCCAAAUCCAUUGAAGUGCACCAAAACAUAUAAAUGCUUGAAAAAUAUAAUGAGCGGAGUGGAUGCUGUGAUGUUGUUGGCAGCAUCAUUAAGACCGAUCAUCUGUCAGGCAGUUCGAAUAUGAAUGAGAUUUGAGCUUGGCUUUAGCCUCGCCAUUGUUUAGCAUUCAAUGAAAUUAUAACUUUAUGGUUUUGUUAAAAAUAAUAAGUGUUUUAAGGUUAUAAUUCAAACAUAAAGAAACAUGAACUCUGGGAACUAUCUUGAAGUCGAAAACUUUAAAUAUUUUGAACUUGUCUGUAAACCAGUCAAAAAAAUCAUUUAAAAAUGUAAUUUUACUAUCUGCUUGAUCUUUAAAAUUUCACAAUCCUCUAUAAAGAAAUGAAUUCUAAAAAAAAUACGCCUAAUUUUCACAUCAAUUAACAAUUAGCCAGACAUUUUAUACUUACGCUUAAGCUGUAACUAAUGGCCAUAGUAAAACUUCUUUGAAGUUUCGAGUCAAUCGACUACCAGAUUUCUACCAAGUACUCAUUAUUUGCUACUUCUAUAAGAAUAUUUUAUUGCUCAUAUCGAAUAACCAAUAAUCGAACGUUUUUUUAUGAAGAUACCAGCUCCUAGGAACUUAACACCCGCUUUAUGUGGUCUUCAAAAAGUCAAACGACGGUGUGGGCGUCUUUAGCUGGUCAUAGAGACCCCGGCGAAGAUGUCUUCAUCACAAUUGGUGUUGGUCUUGCUGGCGGCAUCAAUAGUUGGCUUUAUGGCUUUUCAUGUUGACCAUAAAGCAUACUGUUAUCUAGCUUUUUGUGGAACAGGGAGAAGGAUAUUUUAUUUUAUGAUUAGCUUAGAGCGGAAUAGAGCGGACAGAGGACUAACCUGAAACCUUUAUUGCGUGAGGAGAUUGGCCAGAUAUAUGUAAGACAUAUAUCAUAACUUAGUUUAUAUCAUAUAAGUACUUCCUCUUUGGUCUGAGUUAGCCAAGUCUUACUGUAACUGCAUUUUGAGUGCCUUACAAAAACCUUUCGUGUUGUGAGAAAUAAAUCAAAAGAUUGUCGCGACACCUCUCUCUCCCUUGAGAGUAGUUAAUGUCAGUUAUUGGACUAACAUAUAAGCGGGAAAUGGAAAAUCCUUUCCACAUUCAACAUGGGUCUGUUGCACCUUCUGUUAGUUACUUUGCUGCUUCUAAGUCCUGGCAGGGAUUGCUCUGUUCCUAAUCUACUUUAUCAUCUGAUUAAAGAACUCAAAUUUGAACAUGCUCUUUUAAUGGGCAAUUCGGAUUUGAUUUGGCUGGAAGUCUUGUGGAAAGUUCCUGUUCCCAUAAUCCAAAUAGAAGAGCAGCCAAAGGUUAACUAUAGUUUGGGUGAAUAUCAUUCCCACAACUUUCUCACCAUUGCUUUUGUGAAUGAAUCACCGGAAGAAAUACUGGAUGUCUUGUACUUGAAUCUACAAAUGUUAAAUACUCGGAAAAUUCUGUUGGUUCUCAAAGAAAAGAAAAUUCGGGUUUAUUCUCUUUUAGAAUGGUUCUGGAAACAUCAACUGCUCAAUGUUGUGGCUAUUGGCGAGGACUUUGAGGAGUCUUUGAUCCUCUACAGCUACACACCCUUUCCCAUCUUGCAGUUCAUUGAAAGACGUAUGGAAAAUUCUACCAAACUAUUUGAACCACGUUUAUCAAAUCUUCAAGGCUAUAAGUUACCCAUUGCCUUGGGUGGAUCUUCACCACGUUUGAUUGUGUUUCGUGGCUUGGAUGGUAAAUUGAUAUAUUCCGGACCUGUGGGUAACCUAAUGAAAUCCUUCGAGCAACGUUUUAACUGCAAACUAGUUCAGCCAUAUCCCUUCAAUGAGAAAGCCAUUCCGCCAGCUCUUGAACUCAUAAAGGCAGUGAGAAAUGGUAGUGUACAAUUUGCACUGGCAGCUACAUAUGCCUAUAAACCAUUUACUGACUAUUCAUAUCCCAUUGAACUGAUGAGCUGGUGCCUGAUGAUGCCGAUUCCAUCGGAGGUUCCUCACAGUCAGCUGUACAGUAUGGUUUUUAGUCCCAUGGCAUUUUGGAUUACUCUGCUUGUCAUGAUGGUGAUUUCUUUAACCCUAUCCAUCGCACUCCGUCUCCAUGGAUAUCGAGUCACUUUUAGUGAGUUUUUCUUGCAUGACAGCUGCUUGAGAGGAGUGCUAUCCCAGACUUUCUACGAGGUACUUCGAGCUCCUCCUUUGAUAAGGGCUAUAUACCUAGGGAUCUGCGUACUUGGACUACUGAUCACCUCUUGGUACAACUCCUACUUCUCCACUUUUGUGACCAGUGCCCCAAGACUGCCUCCAAUUACCACUUUUGAGAGUAUCAAGAACUCCAACCUUAAGGUGGUCAUGUGGACACCGGAAUACAAAAUGUUGCUUUACCUAUCGGAAAACAUGGAAAAGUAUUCAUCUAUCUUUAAGUUGGAAGAUAACUACAAGGAGUUCUUACAGUUGAGGGAUUCAUUUGACACCAGAUUUGGCUAUGUUAUGCCCAUAGAGAAGUGGGCACUGAUGAAUGAGCAGCAGAAGGUCUUCAGUUCACCAUUGUUUAGUUUGCAAGAGAAUCUCUGUUUCUAUCACACCAUCCCCGUAGUUUUUCCCAUUAUGAAUAAUUCUAUAUUCAGAGAACCUUUGGAGAGCCUCAUUUUGGAUGCGACUGCCACGGGACUGCUAAGUAGAUGGCGUGACAUGACGUUUACGGAACUGAUCAAGGCCGGUCAACUGGCUCUUGUAGAUCGGGGUCAUCCAAAGGCCUUUCGGGCUAUGAAAGUGAAGGAUCUGGAAAAGAUUUGGGUUUGUGGUGGAUUCAUGCUUGGCCUAGCAACAUUUGUUUUUCUUCUGGAAAUAAUUUGCUUCUUUAGGUAUAAAAUGUGCACAAAAAUAAUAAAUAUUUUUAAGCGUAAACAUUAA